AUGUCUUCCGAAGCAUCAACCUCACAUCCUCUCGCUCCUCCUCUGACCGCCGGCCCAGCCCAGACCAUGUCACAGGCGACUACAACUGCUGUUCCAGCAUCAGCACCGGUCGUUGGAUCUGAAGCGCCUGCUCAGGCUCCACCAAAGACACAUACCGACGCGGAAAUUGGCAGUAUCACCCCACCUGUACCUAAAUGCCAUCUUCGUGUACUUAUCAUCUCUGGGCAGAGCCAUGUCUUUUCGUUCGAGCCAGAAAUUACCGUUGGGCGAAUGAAAGAGAUAGUAUGGUCUUCGUGGCCGAGCGAAUGGACUAGCCCCUCCGCCCCUCCCUCGCCAAGCUUCCUCAGAGUGCUGUAUUCUGGUCGGAUACUACAGGAUGACUCUACACUUUCGUCAAAUAACCUCGCCACUGCCCUACUUCCCACCAACCCUACCGUCUUGCAUAUCUCUGUCCGGUCGUUCUCGCUACGAGGAGAUGAGGGUGAUCCCAAGCAGAAGGGUUUCCUGCAUCCCACCACAUCUCGGACUAGCAGGCGGAACGAGGAGCAGGCCAGUAGUGGCGGCUGCAAGUGCGUGAUCAUGUAG
Dioszegia hungarica is the source of this 585-nucleotide messenger RNA. Its product is annotated as ubiquitin-related domain-containing protein. The transcript is spliced from 5 exons. Lineage: Eukaryota; Fungi; Basidiomycota; Tremellomycetes; Tremellales; Bulleribasidiaceae. The record is from RefSeq and is a predicted model, not a curated record. Bases 1 to 585 code for a protein of 194 amino acids. Gene Ontology annotation, molecular function: protein binding.